UGUGGGAUGUUCAGCGUGGAUGCUCUGACCGCAGACGCCUGGAGGAGGAGGAGGAGCGCGCCGGGCACCAUGGAGCUGCGUCAGCUCUGGCACCUGUGAGAGAUGAAGGUGGACCUGCUGAUCGGCCUGGCUCUGGCCGCGGCCAGCCUCGUUGCCAUGGCGACCGCCACUCGCAGCCCGGGCCGCAGGAAGCACAAAGAGGUGUUCCUCGGGGAGAGCAGCAAGUUCAAUUUCGGAGGACGAAUCGACUACAAGCUGAAGCGGCAGGAUGCCACCAAAUCACUGCUGAUAAAGAGUGAGCAGCUCCUGAGGAUCGAGGAGCACGACUUCGCCAUGAGGCCAGGCUUCGGAGGUGGAGCUAUCCCCGUGGGCAUCGAUGUGCAGGUGGAGAGCAUCGACAGCAUCUCCGAGGUCAACAUGGACUUCACCAUGACCCUGUACCUCCGGCACUACUGGAAGGACGAGCGGCUGGCGUUUCCCUCUCAGAACAAUCAGAGCCGGACGUUCGACUCCCGGCUGGUGAAGAAGAUCUGGGUUCCUGACGUCUUCUUCGUCCACUCCAAACGCUCCUUCAUCCACGACACCACCAUGGAGAACAUCAUGCUGAGGGUUUACCCCGACGGGAACAUCCUGUACAGCGUCAGGGUCACCGUGACGGCCCUCUGCUCCAUGGACUUCAGCAGCUUCCCUCUGGACACGCAGAACUGCUCCCUGGAGCUGGAGAGCUAUGCGUAUAACGAGAACGACCUGAUGCUCUACUGGAAGAACGGCAACGACUCCCUGAGGACGGAUGAGAUCGUCUUGUCCCAGUUCUUCAUCGAGCACUUCCAGGCCUUCAGCGGCCUGGCCUUCUACAGCAGCACCGGGUGGUACAACCGCCUCUUCAUCAACUUCAUCCUGCGGCGCCACAUCUUCUUCUUCAUGCUGCAGACGUACUUCCCCACCAUGCUGAUGGUCGUCCUCUCCUGGGUCUCCUUCUGGAUCGACAGGAGGGCCGUCCCUGCACGAGUGUCUCUGGGUAUCACCACGGUGCUCACCAUGUCCACCAUCAUCACAGGCGUGUCCUCCUCCAUGCCUCAGGUGUCCUACGUGAAAGCUGUGGAUAUCUAUAUGUGGACCAGCUUCCUGUUUGUCUUCCUGUCUGUGAUUGAAUAUGCAGCCGUGAACUACUGCACCACUCUGGAAGAGAUGAGGAAGAUGAGGAGGGGCAAUAUCCCCUCCACCUUCAACGCCAGCCAGGCGAUGGCCUUCGACGGCUGCUUCCACGACAACGACAUGGAGCUGACUCCGUUCCCCCGGAUGGCAGCGACGCUGGCCGACGACCCCCUGACCUCUCCCUCCCCCAGCCCAGACAUCCGCCCAACAGAGGGGACCCGCCUCCGCCGUCAGCGCUCGGUGCGCCAAAACGUGGACCUGCUGGUCAACAACAGCUACAUGAUCGACUCGUACUCGCGCCUGGCCUUCCCUCUGUCCUACCUGCUGUUCAACACCAUCUACUGGUGCCUGUACUCCUGAUGCCGGGCUUCCCACACACAACCAGAUAAAUGAUGACAUUUAAAGUCAACCAACUACCAUACAGGCCAUUUAAUCUUUCCUGAAUAACUCCACAUCUGCUGCUCGGGACACCAGGGUCAGAUGUGAAACUGGAAGUUCCAGCUGUGGAGCCACAACAUCUGGUUAACGUAUCUUUGAACACAAAUGAAACAGACCAUCAGGGAGGGAUGAUGGAGUAACCUGCAGGUCUGGGUUUCCCUGAGCGUUUAGGGAAAAGAGGAGGUCUGGAAAACUCUGUCACAUGAAACUGAGCUCAUACAUCAUCAGGGAGGGAAUGUGUGGAGAAGGCUUUCUACAGCACAUUUUAUUUAGUUAUAUCCAUCCAUCCAUUUUUUUAUACCAGUUUAUUCCCGUUCAGGGUCGGAGGGAUCUGCCGCAGCCAAACCCAGCUCUCUUCAGGUCAAAGACAGGGGUCAGAUCUUUUUAUUUCAUUGUCUUAUUUUGUGUGAUAACGGACUAACUUCAUUCAAUUCUUACAAGAGCUGCAAGUGUACAGAUGACUGUGACGAAAGAGCGAGGCUGCACAUCAGAGAAUAUGCUGAAAACAUCAGUGUAUCUGUGAUGAAACAUUUCUAUACAGAAAAUGUGAAUUUGUAAUUAUGAACAUAUGAUUGAUCAUGCAAAAACACUGUCUUUUAUUUAUCAGUAGUGAUCCUAAAAAGUCGUUUAGUGUCACAAGGUUUAUACUGACUCCCUUUCAAAUGUUCUGAUGACUGAAUUUCACCUAGUGGGACAUACCUGGGAUGUACCUGGACCAGAUGCCCGAGCGGCCUCACCAGGCUCAGCGGCUCUGCGCUGCCUCCGUCUUGGAUGACUUA
Cololabis saira (Pacific saury) is the source of this 2372-nucleotide messenger RNA. RefSeq names its product gamma-aminobutyric acid receptor subunit rho-3-like. Gene Ontology annotation, molecular function: GABA-A receptor activity; extracellular ligand-gated monoatomic ion channel activity; neurotransmitter receptor activity. The record is from RefSeq and is a predicted model, not a curated record. Gene Ontology annotation, biological process: chemical synaptic transmission; signal transduction; regulation of membrane potential. The transcript has 10 exons. Lineage: Eukaryota; Metazoa; Chordata; Actinopteri; Beloniformes; Belonidae. The coding region runs from base 103 to 1515 and encodes 470 amino acids. Gene Ontology annotation, cellular component: synapse; GABA-A receptor complex; neuron projection.